Thunnus maccoyii (southern bluefin tuna) is the source of this 2400-nucleotide messenger RNA. It is a transcript of the gene efhb, whose product is annotated as EF-hand domain family, member B. The record is from RefSeq and is a predicted model, not a curated record. The transcript has 13 exons. The coding region runs from base 172 to 1932 and encodes 586 amino acids. Gene Ontology annotation, molecular function: calcium ion binding. Lineage: Eukaryota; Metazoa; Chordata; Actinopteri; Scombriformes; Scombridae.
CAAUUUAAACUAAUGACCAGUGUUGCUAGGCAACGAAACCCAAACAGGUGUACAACUCAGCGUCCAGGCAGUCGACCAAAGAAUUUGGUGUAGCAAGUUGUCCAAAGUUUUUCCAGGAAACAUUAGAGAAGAGAAGAUCAUUACUUGGUUGGUUCUGUUGCAGACAUAAGCAUGUCUGACGGAAAUACUUCUUACCAAGUGAAAUACACCGAUAGUUUUCCAAACAUACCGAGGGCUGGGAAACUGAGACCUGUAGGUUACGGGACUAAGACCUGCUUACAAGAAGUGCCAGCUCCCCCCACCCCACCAGUGGUUAGGAAAUUCCGCAACAGCACCCAACCAGAACCGGGCGCUAUCAGAGUGCACCAAGGGAAGGCAAAUGAUCCAGAUGUUGCUGGCACUCUCGUUCAUGGUGUCAGCACCAAAUCUUCCCUUGCUGACGGAGACAUCCUGAGUCCUCCCCAAAACACCUUGUUCCAACAGAAGUUGCAGGAGCUCAGUGAAGCGGUUUACGCAUCCAGACAAAAAGCACCUCUGGGCAGGUCACAUGACCAGCAUACUGGACUUCCCACCUGGUAUAAUGACGAAACAACGUUUGGUGUUAAAACAGUAAAAGGUUCGGGUGUAAGUGAAAUUAUUAACCCUUCAAAAACAGCAGAGGAGUUGGAGAUGGAGGCUCAGGAGGGACACAAGGCUUAUAUCCGUAGCCACAAUGCCUAUUUUGUUGGUGAGCAAGUUGACAGGAAGUAUGACUGGAGUCACUGCAGUAGAGACAGCAGGUUUGGGAACCUCACGCCUCAUUUCAACGACGGCCGCAAUCUUAGCAAAACUCUCCGCUGGCUGGGGGAGUCACAGAAGUUUUACAAUCCAAAGCCUGUUUGGAAGAGAUCUAAUGACUUCAGGGAAAAGACGGCGCCACCAAUUGGCAGACUGAACCGCGCGAAAGGAAAUAGCUUGAAAGUUUCGCCGGAUCACACUUUUGGAAUUCUCUUGCCGCCAGAUGAAUUUGGUGUUGGAGGUGUAAUGAACUCCAUGGAGCCAGGCAGGUACACGAGAGGCCGGGACCAGCAGCGCAGUCUGGUCAACGCGGUGCGACACCGACUCAAGAAGGUCAACUUCCAAAACUUCUCCUCCCUGCUGCAGGCGUUCAGGCAUUAUGACAAGAAAGGCAAAGGAAUGAUUGACAAAGAGGACCUGCAGGAGGUGUGCCGUGAGUUUCAUCUGGACGUGAGCGGACCGGUCCUGGAUGAGCUGAUAGAUUACUGCGACACAGAUAAGGACGGAUUAAUCAACUUCUUGGAGUUUGCUAACUUCCUCAACUGGAAGGACAAGAUGCCCAUCAACAGUGAAGAGCAACGCAUCCUCACGAAUAAGCGCCAGACCGGCACGGCACCAGCCAACACAGAGACGAAGCCUUCGUCAGAAUCAGCGCAGCUUCUUGCUUCUAGGGCUUUGAUUGAGCCUGAGGACCUGGAGCCUGUGGAGCCAGGCAGCUCACUGAAAACUGUGCGGACCCUGAGACAACCCAGGGCAGCCCCAGACCACUUCAUCACCUCCUCUUCCAUCAUUGGGGCUGUCGGUGGUGGUCCGUUCACAUCAAGCAGCCGCGCCUUCGGGAUCCCGUCCGUGCGCUCUGACCUCCCAGCUCCACGCAUCAAGAGAGUCAGCGACCCUAACAACUACGGUGAUACAUCCACGGCUGCAGAUCUUCUGCAUCCAUCAGUUCACACCCUCCGAGGUGUUCACGAGCAACACUUCUUCUGUCCUCGCACCAAGACAGAGAUAGCAGAGAUCUUCAGGAAUGUGGAUGUGAAUAUUUCCGAGGAGACGUUCGAGGAAGCGUGGAAGCUGGCGUCAAUGAGGCAUCCAACCGGGGAGGUUUGUGUCGAGGUUUUCCGGAACAUACUCAAUGAAAUAAAGGCAGUGUUGUAGAAAAAUGGUGUUUUACCGGCACGGUGCUUCCUCAUCAGUAAAUAUUUCAGGUGGAAAUGUUGUUGCUCCAAAUGGUUUUAGUUUGAUGGGAGUGCAUUUUUGACAUCAUGAAGAGCGGCUCAGCUUAAAAGGUCUGAGAAUGAUCUCAAUCCAUAAAAGAGGUAUGUUCAUCUCAAGUACAAGUUUUAGUAGUGAAGUUAAAGUUUUCACAUGAUAAUCAUGAUGUGAAAAUCUGAGUUUCUCACUAUCAUUCUCAGUAGCUUAGUUAAGUAAAGCAGUUUGUAAAGUGCAACAAAAAAAGACAUUUUUAAUGCAAAACACAAUGUUUUUUACACUUUAUCUCUGCAAGUGGGACACCUGUUUUGAUACAUCUGGAGCAAUGAAAAACACUUUUUAUUUGUCAUUAUAUUGUUGUUCAUAUAAAUGUAUCAGCUACUGGGGAUAUGAAUAAACAAAUUCAGUACUCAG